Octodon degus (degu) is the source of this 2449-nucleotide messenger RNA. It is a transcript of the gene Hs1bp3, whose product is annotated as HCLS1 binding protein 3. The record is from RefSeq and is a predicted model, not a curated record. Bases 400 to 1602 code for a protein of 400 amino acids. Gene Ontology annotation, molecular function: phosphatidylinositol binding. NCBI's taxonomy places the organism in Eukaryota, Metazoa, Chordata, Mammalia, Rodentia, Octodontidae. The transcript has 7 exons.
UCCCGCGCGCCCCGCUCACGCUGUGGCCGGGGGUCCCCGCGCAGGCAGAGGCCACUAGGACGUGCUCUGCAACCAUAAAGGCGUCUUCCUGAUCCCGCGUUCUGGUAUCCUCCGUCCUCCCGCAACCCCAAAGGAUCGGAGUGGGCGGCCAGAGAUAGAUGGACGUGAACAACCAUCAGAGAGGAAAGGAACCAAGCGCUUUAAGGAAUUCGGAAUUUAAAAGGUGGCUCGGGCUGAUGAGGGUACUUCCUCUCCGAGGGUAGCCCUGCGUUCUCCUGUCCUGCCACAUCCCAAGGGCAGCCUUUCUCCAACUCUGCUUUCUUCAGAGUGGUCAACGGAACCCAACUGCUGGUAUGUGUUCGGCAAUGGCCAGAAGCCCGGAGUGUGACAGCGAGCCUGAUGGCGCCCAGGUGCACAAGCAAGAGGCAGGUCCAGAAUGUCCACACCGGCCUUGACCUGUCUGUGCCCCAACACCAGGAAGUGCGGGGCAAGAUGCUCUCUGGCCACGUGGAGUACCAGAUCCUGGUGGUGACCCGGCUAGCCGCGUUCAAAUCAGCCAAGCACAAGCCCGAGGACGCUGUUCAGUUCUUGGUCUCCAAGAAGUACAGUGAGAUAGAGGAGUUUUACCAGAAGCUGAGCAGCCGUUACACAGCCACCAGCCUACCCCCACUGCCCAGGAAGGUCCUGUUUGUCGGGGAAUCUGACAUCCGGGAGAGGAGAGCCAUGUUCAGCGAGAUUCUGCGCUGUGUUGCUGAGGAUGUCCAGCUGGCAGGCAGCCCGGAGCUGCUAGAGUUCUUAGGCACCAGAUCCCCAGGGCCUGCAGGUCUCGCCAGCAGAGAUUCCUCUGCCCUGGAUGACACAGGAAGCCAAAUUGAGGACAGUGAGGAGUCAUUUGACUUCUUUGAGCAGCAGGACCAAGUGGCUAGUGUGGGUCUGCCCAUCCUGGGCCAGAGAAGUGAGGCUGGAGAGAAGUCCUCGGAGGUGGAGGAAGAGGAGGAGGAAGAGGAGGAGCUGGAUCCCCUGGGCAUUCUGCGCUCCAAGAAGCCCAAGAAACGCCCCGAGGUGGCUGUGCAAGCCAAGCCCCCGCCCCGGCUCACCAUCUUUGAUGAGGAGGAGGACCCUGAUGAAGAGCUCUUUGGCCCAGGCAGGAGGCUGUCACCAAAGAGCCCCUCCAGGGGCGCACACGCCGUGGACUCCCUGAAGCUGUUUGAUGACCCUGACCUCGGCGGGGCUGUUGCCCUGGGUGACCCCUUGCUGUUGCCGGCCACCUGUGAGCAUGGAGGGCUCUCAUCCAGCCCAGAUUGCAGGGAGACAGCUGACGAGCUCUUCAGAGUUGAGGAGGACUUAGACCAGAUUCUGAACCUAGGGGCUGAGCCCAAACCCAAGUCCCAACCUAAGCCCAAGCCUAAACCCAAGCCACUUGUGGCAGCGAAGCCAGCACUGCCCAGAAAACCAGCUGUGCCCCCCAGAGCAGGCCCAUUGGAAGCUGAGGUCGCACAGCAGAAGCAGCAGCAGCGGAUCCAAGCCAUGGAUGAGAUGGACAUCCUGCAGUACAUCCGGGACCAUGAUGCACCUUCCCAGGCCUCCCCCAGCCUCUUCUGAUGCCCACAGGACGCUGACCUCUGCUGUACGCCCUGCCAUGGAGGCCUGUUUGGGGGCGGGUGGCAGGCGCCUGCCCUGUACGUCUAGUAUCUCUACUCCCAGACACAUAAGGAUGUCCACGCCUGGACCACGCCAUUCUCUUUUAUCUUGGGCUGUGGGCUUAAUUGAAACCCCCAGACUACAACGGGGGUCAUCAUAGGAAUUGAAGCUGUAUUAUGUCGGUGCAGCUGGGUAUGAAGGGGGGAAGAGGGGUUGCCUUGCUCACCAGGUGACUUGGGCGAGCUGUGUGGGGCCCCAUGGUGGUAUCCUAAGAGACAAAGACACCUGCCCACUGACCAGUCUCCUCUGGGGUCUAUGCAGCCUGGAUGCUGUGGCCUGGAGAGGACCCCACGCAGGAGAGUCUGGCUGUCUGGGCUGUCCUGAGCCUCCUGUGGGCCCAGCUCUGGGAAGAAGUUCGGCCCAGCCCUGCCUAUGGAGAGGUCUCUGAGCCUACAAGCCCACGUCUUCCCUCCACUUCCUGUCCCAGUGGCCUUCUGGAUACAGCCACUGCCCACCAGCAUAGCGCUCAGCAGCACAGGCUGGCAUGCCCCCUGGGCUCGGCCUUCUCCUCCCAAGGACAUGGUGCUCCAAGGCCUUCCCAUUCUCAGGUGUUGGUUUUCUCAGUGGCCUUUUACCAGGGCAGGCCAGCACCUCAGACGUGGCCUGGGCACACAGGGCUGGUACCAUGUGGCCUUGGGAACCAUGCCCUGAGUGAGUCAUGUUUUGUGGGUCAGAGGAUGUUGGGAUGCAAAUUGUGGGUACAUUCUCCAUGUUCAGAGCCAGUUUUUAAUGAAACAAUAAUUUUGAA